AUGAAACUUCAGCUUACAAUCAGUUUGGUUAUCUUGGCAGUUUGCUGCUUCGCCAAUGCCUACGAUGGCGACGGUCAGCCAGGUUGUAAAACGCAGGAAGAACUUGAUAUUGGUAUCUUCCGUGAUACUUGGGAUGCCACGUCCUACUGGAAGUGUGUCGAGCUCAACGAGCCUGCAGCCAAGAUGCGUUGCCCCAGUGAGAUGGCAUUUAUGGAUAGUGUUAAAGAUUGCGUGAUCUGGGAUGACUGGCAGUGGGAGAAACCGGUGGCACCACCAAGUGAGGUUGAUGAAUAAACGAGA
Messenger RNA from Drosophila sulfurigaster albostrigata, 300 nucleotides. RefSeq lists its product as uncharacterized. NCBI's taxonomy places the organism in Eukaryota, Metazoa, Arthropoda, Insecta, Diptera, Drosophilidae. Bases 1 to 294 code for a protein of 97 amino acids. The record is from RefSeq and is a predicted model, not a curated record. Gene Ontology annotation, molecular function: chitin binding. The transcript has a single exon.